Ylistrum balloti is the source of this 902-nucleotide messenger RNA. Its product is annotated as coiled-coil domain-containing protein 86-like. The coding region runs from base 51 to 443 and encodes 130 amino acids. The transcript has 4 exons. The record is from RefSeq and is a predicted model, not a curated record. NCBI's taxonomy places the organism in Eukaryota, Metazoa, Mollusca, Bivalvia, Pectinida, Pectinidae. Gene Ontology annotation, cellular component: nucleolus.
AACACGUGCUUCCGGUUAAUCAAAACAGAUUUCCUCUUUCUGUCGUUAGAAUGGAUAAAAAGGAACUAGAUGUCGUUUGCAAACGAAAGAAAGAAGUAAAUGACCAACUAAAUAGUAUACCAAAAGGAAGAGCAAAAUCGGGGAGACCAUGGAAAUCUAACAGAACAGCUAGAUACUCAGAAAUCAAGAAAGUGAAAUCACUGAAGUCAUCAUGGGACAAAAAAAUGAAGAAAAAGGCAGAAGAACAAUCUAUCAAAAAUUUUGAAAAACAACUGAAAGAAGAAAGGGCUGCUAAAUUAGAGUUACAAAGAAAGAGGCAAGAGGAGCAUAAGAAGAGAAAAUUGGAGAAUGAGAAAAAAUCAGAAGUUGUCCAGGCAAUUAAGAGUACAGCAAAAAUUAAGAGAAUGAAGAAAAAACAGCUCCGACUACUUGCUAAAAGAUGAUUUAAAUGUUUUAAAACAUUUAUUUAUACAGCUCACUUUAAAGACGUAGAUCCAUAUAAUGUAUUAAUUUGUUAUUGAUAAAUAGUAGCUGUAAGAGGUGAAAUCAGUUCCAUAACAAAAUCGAAUUUAUUUACAUAUUGAAUUACUUUUAAGGAGAUAUGUCAUCUUACACUGCCACAAAAACACAUGGUUUAAUUGUCAAGGAAAUUUACUCUCUAAACCAUCCUGGAUAGUCUGAAAUGGACCAGAAACACUUUUUUUUCUGAAUUUUGAUGUAAUAAAUUUAAUAACAGGUUUCAAACAAUACAAGUUAGUAGAAACUUGGUUCGAAAGAUAUUGUUAGGUAUUUGAAUGUGUAAGUUGUGUGUGAGAUAUGUGUCAUUCAUUGUUGAAUUACUUAAAAAUAAAUUGAAACAAAGGCUAUUUUUUCUGUUUUGUUUUAUGCAGACGUUACUAUUA